Neurospora crassa OR74A is the source of this 1157-nucleotide messenger RNA. Its product is annotated as mitochondrial 54S ribosomal protein YmL44. Lineage: Eukaryota; Fungi; Ascomycota; Sordariomycetes; Sordariales; Sordariaceae. The transcript is spliced from 2 exons. Gene Ontology annotation, cellular component: mitochondrial large ribosomal subunit. Bases 295 to 591 code for a protein of 98 amino acids. The record is from RefSeq and is a predicted model, not a curated record. Gene Ontology annotation, molecular function: structural constituent of ribosome.
CCUCCUCCACGCUGCCGGCCGGCGCCAGGCACGAAGACCGAAUCGAAGUCCAAAUCGCGACACACAAGCUACGUACCCCGUCCGAUCCUCCACAGAGACCCGUCUCCCGUCUCCCGCGUCUCCGUAUCCGUCCCCGUCCGGUGUGCAGUGCAGUCCCGUCGUCGCAAAUUCGCAAAGUCGCAGUCAGGCCUCCGCGUUCCUCCUGCUUCUUCUUCUUCUUCUUCUUCCUCCCCGAACCCAACCCCAACACGACCUCAGGUCACCACCACCACCACCCGAGAGACCUCGCCCAACAUGCUCACCCGCUUCAUCACCGACGUAUCAACGCGCUUCAACCCUUUCUCGGCCAAGGCCAAGGCCGCCCGGCUCUUCCUCUCCUUCCUCCCUCCCAACGCCCGCUCCAAUGGCAUGAACAUCACCACCCAGCUUCUGCCGCGGAAUUCCACCGAGACUCCUUUGCUCUACGUCAAGUUCAAGGACGGCAAGGAAAUGAACCUCGACGUUGAGAACAUGGGCAUCAAAAGCAUUGUCGAGGAGGUGGAUCGCCACUCUCGUAUCCUUCAGAAGCAGGCCGACUUGAACGACGGUUAACCGAAUCUCUGUCUUUCUUUUCUUCUUCAAAACCCAGCAAUCUCGAGACGCCCUUGUUGUGUUUUGAUCCACCAAUCGAACUUUGCGGGUAAAACGAGGGAGACUGAGACUAGGAAAAAGGAGGGAAAAGCCACGGGAAGAGCGACGAAAGCCCAUCUUGUCUUGAUACCCAGACUACUUGGCUUUGGUCCGUGGUACCAAAAUGACGAUUGACCGGGAGGAGAAGAGGAAAAGUCUGGAUAUCUAAAGGCACAUUCGAAUCACCUGGGUAAAGCCAGCGAGCUUGGAGCCGGAUACCUGACGACCUCUCUGAGAGAUCUGUAAGAUCGCCUUACCAGCCAAAAAGAAGAAAACAACAACAAAAGAUAUGAACCUGUAUUUGUAUUGGGCAAGAGGUUGUAAGUGUACACCAACAGCAUUGGGAGGCGUUAAGGGGCCGGCGAUUUUCAGUUGGCAAGGCAGUUUGGGUACCUGUUGUUAUAGACAUGCGUAUAUAGCACCUCUGCCAUGGAUUGAUUCACACACAUCACGGUACGCCCAUUUUGACAAAGUCAAAGUUGAGAUCG